AUGGGGCAGAAGCGUCAUGCUGAAUUUAGUGCUGGUGAUCACAAUGUCAGUGUUUGGAAGUCUGAGGGUAAGCUGCUCGGGGCCAUCUUACGGAGCAAGAGCCGCAAGAGCAGGCGGUGCAAGAGCCAGCACAGCUGGAGCCGCAAGAGGAGCAAGAGCUGUGUGAAAGAGCCUCGGAAGCUCAAAGACUACGAAGCUCAAAAGAACAACUUGCAAGUCCUUGAGCUCUCGGUUGUAGAGGUCGGGGGAAGCAUGCUGCUCACCAGGGGGCCAUUUUGA
Messenger RNA from Colletotrichum spaethianum, 279 nucleotides. RefSeq lists its product as uncharacterized. The coding region runs from base 1 to 279 and encodes 92 amino acids. NCBI's taxonomy places the organism in Eukaryota, Fungi, Ascomycota, Sordariomycetes, Glomerellales, Glomerellaceae. The transcript has 2 exons. The record is from RefSeq and is a predicted model, not a curated record.